AAGGGUAUGUCGAAUUUGGACCACCCGGAUUUUGUACUUUACCCUUCGAAUAUCACCCUCCGAUCCAAGAUGCUGGCCGUCGAAUCCGCUAGAUCUAAGCAACACUCAUACUUCCAACCCAUGAUGGAUCCCAACAUGGUGGAUAUGUUCUCUUUUCCCGCCGACGGCAUGCCGCAAUAUGCGCACUCCACCGACUUCUCAAGAAUGGCUCAGUCAUACUUCGAUGCCCAGCCCCAGUACACCGAGUCCUCAGAGAUGCACAAGUCCUCCAAUUUCCCUUCUAUGCCUGCCACACCUCCUCCGGGCUCUAUAUCCCACCCCACAGAACAAUACAUUCCCACGGGAUCUGCUGCGUCAGGUCAUUCUAUCGCGAGCGCACCUUCCUCAUCAAUUGGAUCUCCAUACUCGGGACCCACACAGAUGUUCCAGGAUAACUGGGUGAACACCAACCAUGGCUUGGGCCUCCCGGCUGCUGUCAUGCCUGAUCUUUUCGCCAAUGACUAUAUGGGAAAUUCAGUGGACAUGGAUGGCUUCUAUCGCGAGAAGCUUCCUGACCCAUUUGUUGAUCCUCACCUGAUUCAACCAGUAUCAGGAGCUCCUAACUACGCUCCUACCAUCUCUUUCCCCGAUCAAAAAACCAACUCAAUCUACUCAACAAUCCCCUCUAACUUCCUGCCUCACUCUCCUAUCCCAUCCCCCGUUCCAUACAGUAGCAGCACAGAGCGACCUUCACCGGGACUCCACCCUGCUCCCCAACCAUCACCCCCAAUGAUGAAUUCUGGCUACAACUCUCGACCAGCUUCAGUUUAUGACCGAAGGUCCUCUGUUUCCUCCAUUAACUCUCGUCGCUCGCAACAUGGGAGCCCUUCCUUGCGCAGCAUCGAAGGAGACGAGGAUGUGAAAGAGAAGGGACGCUGCCCUCACCCUGAGUGUGGCCGACCCGUCAAGGAUUUGAAAGCCCACUUGCUUACCCACCAGUCCGAGAGGCCAGAGAAGUGCCCCAUUGUGAACUGCGAAUACCACAUCAAGGGCUUUGCCCGUAAAUACGACAAGAACCGACACACUCUGACCCACUACAAGGGAACCAUGGUGUGCGGUUUCUGCCCGGGAUCUGGAUCUCCCGCUGAAAAAAGCUUCAACCGCGCGGAUGUAUUCAAGCGUCACCUUACCUCCGUCCAUGGCGUGGAGCAGACACCACCAAACUGCCGCAAACGCAGUCCCACAUCAUCCACGAAGAGAGGUACCAACUACGGCAGCGAUGCUACCGGCAAGUGUUCGACUUGUUCCGCCACAUUCAACAAUGCCCAGGACUUCUACGAGCAUUUGGAUGACUGUGUUCUUCGCGUGGUGCAGCAGGAAGAGCCUUCUGAGGCGAUUAACCAGCAGCAUCUCGCUGAGGUUGCCUGCGACGAGGAAGUAAAGAAGACGAUGGAGAAGCAUCAAUUACUGGACACGGCUGGUUCCGCGGAACAAUACGAUGAUAAUGACUCUCACGAUGAUGAUGAUUCUCACGAUCUCGCUAGUUGGCGCGCCGGCCGUCGAGCCGCCAAGGCCACCAAGGGAGCCGCUGGUUCCCGUCCCAUCAUUGGGAACGGCAAUGCUGUCACUAAGAGUACUUCCUCUGGUACAGUGGGCAAAGGUCCCCGUGCUGUGGCUACUCGCCGCCGCAACAACCGGGGCAACUACCCCAAUUCCUGGGGCUGCCCAAACAGCAACAUGAAGACCAAGAAGCGUGUCCUCUGUGUCUUUGAUGGUCAGCGGCGCCUCUGGAAGGACGAGAUGAUGUUGAACAAUGAGUUCGAAGUUCGUCUGCGUCUUCCAGGUGGUGCGGGUGACGGUACCAACCGUGAUGCCUAUGUCACUGAUCUGGACAUCGAGACCAUGAAGCGGGCUGAGGGUGUCCUCAGCGCCACCGAAGAAGAGCGUGGUGCCUGGCUCCAGGGCCCCAGUCCUCACCUCAUGGGCCACCCGGCUAUGCUUCUCCCAGAGCUGUGCCAAACACAGGACGACGAGAUGUCGAUCCACGAACUCAUGGCUUAA
Messenger RNA from Penicillium angulare, 2040 nucleotides. RefSeq lists its product as uncharacterized. The record is from RefSeq and is a predicted model, not a curated record. The annotation marks the transcript as partial. The transcript is spliced from 2 exons. Lineage: Eukaryota; Fungi; Ascomycota; Eurotiomycetes; Eurotiales; Aspergillaceae.